Messenger RNA from Fonsecaea erecta, 960 nucleotides. RefSeq lists its product as hypothetical. The transcript has 4 exons. Bases 1 to 960 code for a protein of 319 amino acids. Lineage: Eukaryota; Fungi; Ascomycota; Eurotiomycetes; Chaetothyriales; Herpotrichiellaceae. The record is from RefSeq and is a predicted model, not a curated record.
AUGGGCAUCAGAACACUGUUUCCGGCUUCCAGCCAGAAGCCGCGAUCGCAGUACUCUAUUGCUACAAAUAUUGGAUCUGGCAAGAAAACCGGGUUUGGCCCCUGGGCUGGGUGUGACAUCGCCCUUCUCAAGGACAACUUCUCGGUGACAACUUGGCUCCUUAUGGGUGGUGCCAUCCAGAUCCUGCUUUCUUUUAUCUUUCCUCGAUCUUAUGCCGCUUUCCCGGUUCUGCUCUUCUUGGCCUGGAACAUCAUUGAUGCUUUCUUGAUGCACUUUGGCCUGAAGAAGAAUAUCUGGGCUGAGGGUGUUAUCGAUGGGAAAUGGAGCGUGGCAUAUCCUUCCGAGGGGGAGAAAGAGGUUGUCCAUGGCAAUCCCGGCGAAAACGGCCCAGGCGCCGUCAUGAUUCUGGGAGCAAGGUGCAAUUCACCGCUGGGCUUAUUUGCUGAAGGCUACAAGGAGGUCGCCGAUUGGUUUGAAGUCAUGCUUAGGCAAUUAGAGGACAGUCGGGAAGAAACUGGUUUCAUGGGCAUGUCAAUCUGGCUCAAUGCGGGCGAACGGUCUACCGGCAAUGAACUCGCGACCAUUUCGUACUGGCGUUCGAUCGAGGACAUCCACAAAUUUUCCCUGUCGCCGAUUCAUCGCCAGGCCUGGAACUGGUGGAACGACACCGUGUCCAAGCACAAGCACAUCGGCAUCAUGCAUGAAAUCUUUGCUCUGCCGGAACGCCAGGGCUGGGAGGGUAUCUAUGUUAACUACCAUCCAACCGGCCUGGGCAUGACGAGUCGGGCUGCUGGGCCAGCUGAGAAGGGAGGUGAGAAGAUGUGGAUCAACCCCAUCGUGGAUGCCACUCGAGGCCCCUAUUCGACUAGUCGAGGGCGCAUGCACAGAGGAGACCCUGAGGGCAAGAGUCACGAAAACGUGGCCAGCAAUCCCUAUUCUCAGGCUGUCCUUGUGGAGUAG